AAGAAAUGAGAGUUUCGCUUAAUCUCUACUCAAUGCGUUGAAGAUCUGUAAGCGAAAAGCGAAACCCUCACAAGAGAAUUCCCCACAAAACGUCUUCUGGGUUUCUGUGUGCGAUCGAUCUCCGGUGAAGUGAUGACGAUGCGCUUCCUAUGAAACUCUUACGAAAUUUCGUGUUCUUCCUUAUAAAACCAUGAAUCUCUGGUCAUGUUUGAAAACCCAGCAACAAUCUCUUCGAACAGUCCUCACCUUCGUAAAUCUGGAAGCAAAUCUGUUUUCGUUGAUCCUGGUGUAAACGGAAAUUUAUCAGAAAUGGGUGACCUCAAGGGUUCAAGUUCACCACUUCAUAUUACAACAAUGGUGCCUUCUCCUAUAUUCCUUUGGAGAUUUAAGGUUGUUCUGUUUCUUUUUUGGGCUUUAUGUUGCUGCAAAAUUGGAUGGGAUUCAGUCAUGAGAAUGAGUAUUGACCUGCGAGAUUUAUUUUUGUACGAAGCAUUUCUUUAUUACAAUCCUCUUCUUCUUGUGACGAUGAUGGUUUGGCUGUGGGGAGUGAACUUGUGGGUGUUCUCUCAAGGAAGUGUCAAUUAUGCCAAAGUCUUUGAUCUUGACCAUAACCACCUUACUCAUAGAGAGAUGUGGAAGUGUAGCAUGUGGAUGACAAUCAUUGUCCCAACUAGCAUGACAGCAUAUCUUUAUCUGUAUUCUCAUGGGGAAGUAUCUUUGGCUGCUUCACAACCGGUGCUCCUGUACAUUGCUUUUGCUUUGGUUCUGAUAUUCCCCUUCGACAUCUUCUAUUUGUCAAGUCGAUAUUUUCUGCUGAGAACAUUAUGGAGGAUAGCUUUUCCACUGCAGCCCAUUACAUUUCCAGACUUCUUUUUGGCAGAUAUUCUGACCUCCAUGGUAAAGGUAUUUUCCGACUUAGAGCGGUCCGUUUGCCGGAUGGUGCAUAGACAGGUCGCAACAAUUGCUUGGUUUGAAGCUGACGCUGUCUGUGGCAGUCAUCAAAUUGCAAUCCCUUUGGUUCUUGUUUUCCCCUAUAUUUGUCGUCUAUUGCAAUGUCUUCGACAGUACAAGGAUACAAAGGAAAAGUCAUCUCUUUUAAAUGCUCUGAAGUAUUCAACAGCAGUGCCUGUGAUCUUCCUUUCUGCACUUAAAUAUCACGUUAUGCCUGAGAGCUGGACAUCAUUUUACCGACCUCUCUGGCUUUUCUCAAGCGUCAUUAGUAAUUUGCAAACUUUUAUCAUAUCAUAAUCACAUCACUUCUCUCUACUGUGCAGCGGUUUCACUAAGAUAUUCAAGUUUAGCCGUCCAAGUAACAUACCAAAUCUGUUAUACGGCCGGCAAUGGGUGUAUUUCUGGGUGAUAGGGAGCAAUCUUGUGCUGAGGUGCGCGUGGACAUACAAAUUAUCGGCACAUUUGAGGCACAACUACAUAACGGUGUUCACAGUGACUGCAAUGGAGAUGUUUAGACGGUUUCAGUGGGUAUUUUUCAGAGUAGAGAAUGAGUGGAACAAGAUCACCAAAUCGCAUCCCAUAGGCGAGAUUUCACUUGAAGAAGACAAACUACUUGGUUCUACGACUACCCAUGAUGUUUAGUUUUGUUUCUUCUAAUCCUAUGCAAGAAUUCUGGCUUUUUUCCUAUCGGUACUCUCGACUCUAGACAGUUUCCUGAUAUAUAAUACACAUUUUUCAAGAACUGAACCAAAUUUACUGAAUCACAGAUUAAUGGGAAGCCAUUUUCAUA
This is a messenger RNA of Eutrema salsugineum, 1741 nucleotides long. Its product is annotated as SPX and EXS domain-containing protein 1. Gene Ontology annotation, cellular component: membrane; cytoplasm. The record is from RefSeq and is a predicted model, not a curated record. The transcript is spliced from 13 exons. Lineage: Eukaryota; Viridiplantae; Streptophyta; Magnoliopsida; Brassicales; Brassicaceae.